CCCGGUCAGAGUCCACUGGAGCAUUCAUGACAACACAAGCGACAUAGUAUCCACCCGAACACAGACUCCAUUUUGCGAACUGCUUGUUUUGUGUUGCGGCUCCCAAAUUCAUCGCUCGCGCCGAUCCUCAAACUUUUUCCUCAACCACACCUGAAGAAACAUACAAACACUCACUAGCUCGAAUACUUUUGCGCCCCCACUCCACACCACACACCGAUCUACUAUACACCACCCACCACACCACACCAUACCAUACGACAUCGCCCACCAUGUCUGUCGUUGGAUUGGAUUUCGGUACGCAAAACAGCGUAAUUGCUGUCGCUCGCAAUAAGGGUGUCGAUGUUAUUACGAACGAAGUCUCGAACCGCGCCACACCAUCGCUCGUGAGCUUUGGCUCAAAAUCCAGAUUCCUCGGCGAGGCCGCGAAGACGCAAGAAAUCUCGAAUCUCAAAAACACCGUCGGCUCCCUCACACGACUCGCCGGCCGCAAUAUCAACGAUCCCGAUGUACAGAUUGAGCAGGAGUUUGUUUCGGCGCCGCUGGUCGACGUCAAUGGCCAGGUCGGCGCCCAGGUCACAUAUCUGGGGCAAAAGACGAUCUUCACCGCCACCCAGCUGAUUGCCAUGUUCUUGACAAAAGCCCGUGAGACCGCAUCGAAAGAGUUGAAACUACCGGUCAAUGAUAUGGUCAUUGCUGUGCCGGCAUGGUAUACGGACGCGCAGCGCAGAGGCAUCAUCGACGCCGCGGAGGUAGCAGGGCUCAAGGUGCUUCGUCUGAUUAACGAGACGACCGCGACUGCGCUCGGAUACGGCAUCACCAAGCUCGACUUGCCAGGCCCAGAGGAGAAGCCCCGACGAGUUGCGAUAGUCGACAUUGGCCACAGCAACUACACUUGCUCUAUCUGCGAGUUCAAGAAAGGAGAGCUCAAGGUCAUCUCGACUGCCUACGACAGACAUUUCGGAGGCCGCAACUUCGACAAGGUCAUCAUCGAGCACUUCCGCCAAGAGUUCAAAGAGAAAUCGAAGAUCGACAUCUACGAGAACCCCAAGGCACGCGUUCGUGUGGCUGCCGCAGUGGAGAAGCUAAAGAAGGUUCUUUCUGCAAAUGCCAUGGCACCCAUCAACAUUGAAUCGCUGAUGAACGAUGUCGAUGUCCGUGGCAUGUUGAAGCGUGAGGAGCUGGAGGAGUUGGUGAAGCCACUUCUUGACCGCGCACACAUUCCUCUCGAGCAAGCGUUGGCGGAGGCCAAGCUGACGAAGGACGACAUUGACUAUGUCGAGCUAGUUGGUGGCUGCACGCGUGUACCAGCACUCAAGUCCAUCAUUCAAGGCUUCUUCGGCAAGACCCUCAGCUUUACCAUGAACGCAGACGAGGCCAUCGCGCGAGGAUGUGCCUUCAGCUGUGCGAUUCUGUCACCAGUCUUCCGUGUCCGCGACUUCAGUGUGCAAGACAUUGUGAACUACCCGAUCGAGUUCACCUGGGAGAAAUCACCGGACAUUCCAGACGAGGACACGAGCCUCACUGUCUUCAACAGAGGCAAUGCGCUGCCAUCGACCAAGAUCCUCACAUUCUACCGAAAACAGCCGUUCGACUUGGAGGCCAAAUACGCAAAGCCCGAGGGAUUACCAGGCAAGAUGAACCCGUGGAUAGGUCGUUUCAGCGUCAAGGGUGUGCAGGCAGACACCAAGGACGACUUCAUGAUCUGCAAGCUAAAAGCCCGGCUCAACUUGCACGGUAUUCUGAACGUGGAGCAGGGCUAUUAUGUUGAGGAGCAGGAGAUUGAAGAGCCUAUUCCAGAGGCCAAGGAUGGUGACGCAAUGGACACCGACAAAGCCAAUGGCGAAGCUACAGCGCCCAAGACUCGCAAGGUCAAGAAGCAAGUCCGCAAGGGUGAUCUACCACUCUCUGCCGGCACAGCAUCGCUUGACCAACAGCAAAAGGAUCUGCUUCUCGAGCAGGAAGGCCAGAUGAUUUCGGAAGACAAACUUGUCGCCGAGACUGAAGAUCGCAAGAAUGAGCUCGAGUCGGAGAUCUACUCGAUGCGCGGCAAGAUUGACGAGCCAUACACCAGUAACGGCUACGCAGACUUUGCCAGCGAUGACGAGAAGGCCAAGGUUCGCGCUAAGUGCGAUGAACUUGAAGACUGGCUGUAUGAAGAUGGCGAAGACGCCAAGAAAGCACAGUAUGUCGCCAAGUUCGAGGAACUUCGCGCAUCUGCCGCACUCAUCAUUUCUCGCUUCAACGAGAAGCGCCAAGAAGAAGAGGAGGCUCGCAGGAAGAUCGAGGAAGAGGCUGCUGCCAAGCGAAAAGCAGCAGAUGACGCUCGUCGAGCAGCGGAGGCCGAGAAGAAGAAGGCCGAGGAGGAGGCCAAGAAGGCUGCAGGGAAGGAGAGUGACGCAAAGCCCGACGAGGAGAUGAAGGAUGCUCCUGCUGAAGCCGAGGGUGAGAAACCGGCUGAUGUGGAGGAGGCUGCUUAGGUGUCGAGUGAACUUGCGACACCAGGCGCAUUUCCUUAUGUCCUCGAGGGUUGUUGUCGAAGUGAAGACGAGACGACCAAGGAUAAAUGCAUAGAUGUGGACUCGACUCUGAUGUCUACCGGGGGAGACAGGCGAAUGCUUGGUAAUGACAACUCGCAUAGCUAUGAGAGAUGGAUUUGCAUGAUAAAAGAAGCUUCUUUGAAAUUUCGACCGACUGCGUCUACUACAUCUUGCGUCUUUUACCUUGACUAUUGUGAGAGCUGCCAUGGUUGCAUGGCGACUGUAGCAGAACGAGACGCAUUGGAAUACAAGACCAUCAC
Molecule: messenger RNA, 2797 nt
Organism: Sphaerulina musiva SO2202
Lineage: Eukaryota; Fungi; Ascomycota; Dothideomycetes; Mycosphaerellales; Mycosphaerellaceae
Product: heat shock protein 70
Exons: 6
Coding region: 270-2477 (735 amino acids)
Biological process (GO): protein folding
Cellular component (GO): cytosol; nucleus
Molecular function (GO): ATP-dependent protein folding chaperone; ATP binding
Source: RefSeq, a predicted model, not a curated record